Molecule: messenger RNA, 6264 nt
Organism: Trichomycterus rosablanca
Lineage: Eukaryota; Metazoa; Chordata; Actinopteri; Siluriformes; Trichomycteridae
Gene: fmn2b
Product: formin 2b
Exons: 18
Coding region: 49-5040 (1663 amino acids)
Biological process (GO): actin nucleation; intracellular transport
Cellular component (GO): nucleus; actin filament; endoplasmic reticulum membrane
Molecular function (GO): microtubule binding
Source: RefSeq, a predicted model, not a curated record
UUAUGUAUUGUAGCUGGUGUGUCUUUGAGCUCUGUGGUUGUGCUGGUGAUGCAGCCUCUGUUGCUGGUGGAUUCCUCGAUGGAGGCCGACCUUCCCAGCCUUCCUCUCCGAGAGAGACUCCUGGAAGCCUUGUGUCUGGGCAGACACCGCAACUACUACAUUUCCCAGCAGCCUUUCCAGCACCAUGGAAACGGGGAGAAGGACGAGAGGCGCAUGGGCAACAUCCAGCACCUCCCUAGAGUGCGCUCCCCCUCCCUCCCCGGCUCUCUGUGCAGAGCGAGGGAUGAACAGACGGAGGGGGGAGGGAGCGAGAGCAAUAGCGACCUGCUGUUCUUCUCUUUCGCCUCAUCCUCCUCCUGCCCGCUGCUGUCCUCCUCCUCCUCCUCAUCGUCAUCAGACAGCGAGCGCGGUUCGCGGAUCGGUCCGAGCCGCCCGUGCAGACGAAAGCGCACACGCACGCUCUGCAGCAGGAAUGGCCUGAGCUGGCUCGCCAUGGGCAACCAGGACGCGAAGCCGAAGCGCUCGGCCCCGACGGGAGAGGCGGAGAGCGCGGCGGACGACUGCAGCCACGCCGACGCCACAAAGAAAGGAUUCCACGCCAAGAAAUGCAACGGCAAGCACGGCAAGCACGGCGAUGGGGGAGGGAAGAAGAAAGCCAAGUCGGAAACCAAGUCGGUCUUCUCCAACAUCCGAAAACGCAAGAAUCUAGCCAAGGUGAAGGGCCUGCUGAGCGGAUCGCGAGAGGAUGCGCUGGACUCGCAGCCGGAUGAGCUGGACACCAAAACACCCGAGCUGUCCGCGGACGAGCUCGGCCAGUCCGACGCCGAGGACCACAGAGCCGUUCUUUCGGGCAGCAGCAGCAGCAGCAGGAUGCCAGAAGCUCCGGAGAAAAAGGCCAGCUCCGGGUCGGAUACGGACAUCUACAGCUUCCACUCGGCGGCCGAGCACGAGGAUCUGCUGGCCGACAUCCAGCAUGCCAUCAGACUCCAGCAUCAGUGGCAGCCGAACGGUCUCGAUGCCGAAUAUAAACAAAAACAACAGCAUGCUAACAAAGAGGAGCCGUUCACCAUGCUGGAUGUGCCACACCGCCUGGAGAACGGCCAGGACAAACGCCUCAAAGCUGAGGUUGAUGCAGAAGGAAAGGACGAUAUAGGAAGAAGCAGUGGAGACACAAAGGAGGAGGAAAACGAGAGAACCAAGGAGGACUGGGAGAAAGUGAGUGUUAACGGCAAGCUAGAUAUUUGGGACCAGGGCCUUUGUGCUGCUGUCGCCGUAGCAACCGGUACAAAAGAGCCAGAGCCCGCGUGUGAUAUAACCCCUUCUGCCACCAAGACAACCAGCGUGGCGAGCUUUCCGGACUUUACUUCGUCGUUCGAGAGCGCCGUAGAGGCCACCGAGGAAGUUCAGGAUGAGGUUGAAGAGGACUCGAGUUCAGACACGAAACGCCCAGAAACCGGCGCUUCUUCACUGUCUUUGGAUCCAGAAUGCGCCGGUGCUGAUAUUUCACCAGCUGAACCACCGGAAGCUGAGGAAGCUGAGGAGAAGGACGUCAAACCAGAAGUGCCCAGGAGAAGGAGCAGCAUAUCACUUCCACAGUGGCUCCAACAGGAGAGUCCUGUAGCCACACGGCACACGAAGCCUGCAGUCAACACCACCGGCAGUCCGGCGGUCAAACCCUACCCGCCCAUCCACCCUUCGUACAUCAAGACCACCACGCGACAGCUCAGCUCACCCGCCCUUUCCCCCGCCCCCUCGCCCAACCACAGCCCGCUCUGCCCACGCCGUACCCACGGCGCCCCGGCCAUCGCCGGCGCCACCCUGGCCGCAGCUCACGCCGGGCGGAAGCGGCACUGGAAGCGCCAGCGAUCACACAGCGUCGCCGGACCCAUCAGCCGCUCCGCCGACUGGACCGAAGAACUGCGCACGCUGCCAUCAAAAACAGGUGCUGAGGACUUUCUGGAGUACGGCGGGUCAGAAGGGACACUCGGGACGGGAGGAGAGGCGACGCGGACGGCCAAUCGCAGGGCUUCGACCGGGCAGGUUUCCACCUGCAGCUUUCACGAUGUGUUCACAGGCCGAACCCUGUUGGAGAAGUUUUUCCAGCAGCAGGAGAGAUCAGAGGCGGAAGAAGAGGCGGAGAAGCUCUGCUCACGCAUUCUGGCCAUGGGGCUCCUCCUGCCCUUCGGUGACUGUUUCGGAGAGCACUAUGGAGGCAGCACUACCCACGUUACACCUCAGUUCAGUCAUGAUCAGUUGUAUACCUGGGCUCCGGUGAGUCAGCCCCCUCUGUCAUUGGACAAUUUUGAGGGCAAUUUACCAGGUCACAUCAAGUCCCUGUGGCCUCCACCCAGACCUGAAGCCGAGGAGAAACCUGGACUCAAGUACACUGAAGCAGAGCAUCAGGCUGCUAUAUUAGGACUGAAGAAGCAACAGCAGGUGGAAAUCCAGCACCUUCAGGAAGGCUCGGUGUUGAGCACAGUGCGUCUGAAGCAGGAACACGUGACCGUGAUCCAACAGCUGGAGCAGACCAUCGAGGACCUACGCAGCAAAAUCGCCGAGCUGGAGAAGCAGCACCCGCUGCCGGACCGAGACGUCCUCGCGCAGGAGCAGGAGUGCGGCGGGGACGACGGCGUCUUACCGGACGUGUGCCACGUGGACCUGCAGACCGAGACCAGCGCCCUGCUGGCGUCAGAGGCCAGAUCGGUUCAGACGUCGCCCAUAGACGAGAGCUUUACGUUUAAAGUGCCUUCAUCGGAGCGGGGACGCUCGGCCGAGCCUUCGCUGGAUACGACGGAGGACUCUCAGGCCACAGGGACUGGUUCUCCUAAAGCGGGACAGUUUAAGUGUGUCUGCCAGCAACAAUGGCCUGCACCUCCCCCUCCACCCUCAUUACCUGGUUUACCACCGGCCCCAGCCUUGCCUGGAGGAGCUUUGCCCCCUCCAUCACCUCCUCCACUAUUACCUGGGACUACUUUACCACCAGCACCUCAUCCUGGCCAAGCUGCAUUACCUGUCCCUCCACCUCCUCCACCCUUACCUGGCCAAGCUGCAUUACCUGUCCCUCCACCUCCUCCACCCUUACCUGGCCAAGCUGCAUUACCUGUACCUCCACCUCCUCCACCCUUACCUGGCCAAGCUGCAUUACCUGUCCCUCCACCUCCUCCACCCUUACCUGGCCAAGCUGCAUUACCUGUACCUCCACCUCCUCCACCUUUACCUGGCCAGGUUGCAUUACCUGUACCCCCACCUCCUCCACCUUUACCUGGCCAGGUUGCAUUACCUGUACCCCCACCUCCUCCACCUUUACCUGGCCAGGUUGCAUUACCUGUACCCCCACCUCCUCCACCUUUACCAGGCCAAGCUGCAUUACCUGUACCUCCACCUCCUCCACCUUUACCUGGCCAGGUUGCAUUACCUGUACCUCCACCUCCUCCACCUUUACCUGGCCAGGUUGCAUUACCUGUACCCCCACCUCCUCCACCUCUACCAGGCCAAGCUUUAGUACCCGUACUUCCACCACCUCCACCCUUACCUGGAACGGGCGCUCCACCCCCACCGCCGCCACCCUUACCCGGCACAGGGGCACCGCCACCUCCUCCUCCUCCACCUCCUCCACCAGGACUUUCUGUCCCCCCAGCUCCUGUCUUCCCAGGUGCAUGCGGCCCUCCUCCCCUUCCUUUCGGACUGUACGCUCUGGCGGCGGCUCAGGAGAAAGCUCCUCGGAAAGGUCCAGUCGAGCCGCCACGCCCGAUGAAGCCCCUCUACUGGACCCGGAUUCAGCUCCAUGCCAGAAAAGACACAAACCCCCUGAUCUGGGAGAAGAUCGACGAGCCGACGGUGGAUUUCGACGAGUUCGUGGAGCUUUUCUCCAAAACCGCAGUGAAAGAAAAGAAGAAGCCCCUGUCGGACACCAUCACCAGAUCCAAGACCAAGCAGGUGGUGAAGCUGCUAAACAACAAACGUUCUCAGGCCGUCGGGAUUCUCAUGUCCAGCCUCCACCUCGACAUGAAGGACAUCCAGCAUGCCAUUCUAAACCUGGACAACACAGUGGUCGAUCUGGAGACGUUACAAGCGCUCUACGAGAACAGAGCGCAGGCGGACGAGGUGGAGAAGAUCGACAAGCACGUUAAAUCCUCCAAGGAGAAGGAGGGAGCCAAACCUCUGGAUAAACCUGAACAGUUCCUCUUCCAGCUCUCCCAAAUCCCAGAGUUCUCAGGACGAGUGUUUUGUAUCCUGUUUCAGUCCACCUUCUCUGAAUGCAUCUCCUCCAUCCUGCGCAAGCUGGAGAUCUUACAGAGAGUGUGUAAGACUCUGCAGAGCGGUUCUGGAGUGUCGCGGGUCCUGGGUCUGGUACUGGCAUUCGGAAACUUCAUGAACGGAGGAAACCGGACCAGAGGACAGGCGGAUGGCUUUGCACUGGACAUCCUGCCCAAGCUCAAGGACGUCAAAAGCAGUGACAAUUCCAGAAGUCUCCUUUCGUACAUCGUCGCUUACUACCUACGACACUUCGACGAGGACGCAGGCCGAGAGACGUGUGUGUAUCCUCUACCCGAGCCACAUGACCUGUUCCAGGCGUCUCAGAUGAAGUUCGAGGACUUCACUAAAGAUCUGCUGAAGCUGCGGAAGGAUCUGAGAGCAUGCACUGCUGAGAUGGAAAAGGUGUGUCAAGUCUCUUCCGAGGAGCACCUGCAGCCCUUCAAGGAUAAAAUGGAAGAAUUUGUAGGUCAAGCAAAAGAUGAACUGGAGGCUCAGGAAACCCAGCUAAAGCAAACACACAAAACGUUCCUGGAGCUGACGGUUUUCUUCUUCGUAAAGCCUAAGUGCGGUGAGAAGGAAGUUUCACCCAACACAUUCUUCUCGGUGUGGCACGAGUUCUCCACCGACUUUAAAGAUCAGUGGAAGAAGGAGAACAAGCUGAUCCUGCAGGAACGGUUGAAAGCAGCGGAGGAGUGUUUCAGACAGGUGAAGGAAAAAGCCACCUACAGUGUCAAACCCAAGCACGCUUCAGGAAUCAAAGCGAAGCUGGGCAUGAAAAUCUGAUGAGGUUUAUUUUCAUCCCUCUGUGCUGCAUCAUUAGAAACUGGAAGGCGUUCAGAGCAGGUCGGAACUGCGGACUGCACACGGGCGGGGCUUUUGGACUUUUUAUGUUUUUGGGUUUUUUUUAAGUGUUAAUGCAUCUGUAUGUAACAAACGAAGGCACACAGGAAGUCACAGGAAAUGAGGUCGACUUUACAGCUAACAGUACGUGACCUGAGACACCUGAGCAGGUACGUCUGGACGUCGUGGUGUACGUGUGCUUUAUAGCCGAUCAGACCGGGUUAGAAAAUAAAUAAUUAAUGAAUAAAUAAAUAUGAAGAUUAUGUUCUGUCAGUGAAAAUCAAAAGUAAUGCAGCCUGAUUAAAUGUGAAUGUUUGAAUUUCCCUCUGAACUCGAGGUUAAGGUACUGGACUAGUAAUCAGAAGGCUGCCUGUUCAAGCCCCACUUCCACCAAUUUGCCACUGUUUAGCCUUUGAGCAAAUCGAAUUCAGUCGUAAUUGUAAGUCGCUUUAAAUAAAAGCGUCUGUUAAAUGCCAUGGAUGUAAAAUAUGAAUAAUAAUAAUAAUAAUUAUGAUGAUGAUGAAUUUUCAUUUUAAUUUCAGGCCAGUCGGUCAGACGUCUGUAUCAGUUUAACAGCAUCCGCUUCCACUGUCUGUCUGGGCUUCUCGAAUCCACAUUUCUCUCAGUGUGACGGUUCGAGCCGCCGUUCUUCCAGCAGGCGUAUUCACCCACAGCGGCUGCUUUUUUAGGAAUAAUCAAAUAAUGCAGCUUUCAUUAAUAUUAGAGUCACAGCAGACGUGAGGAAAAACCUCUACAGACGGAAUACAGGUCGAGCGGAAGUGAACGAGGGUUUACAGAUCAUGCAUACAUACAUUAAGAUUACAGCCCAGGGACCGAAUCAAGUCGAGUCGUUUCUUUUAAUCGUAACGUUCAUUACCGGAUUGGUCAAGCAGUAUUUAAAAAAUGCCGUUAUUUUAUCUAAUGUAAAGUAGUAUUAACAGCCUGUAAGAUAUUCCUGUGAAUUUUUUAUAUAUACUAUAAAUAUAUAUAUUUUUUUCUUUUCCUUCAUAGCAUGUGUGUGUGUUCACAGUAUCAAUCACUCUGGUUCUGGAGCAAAAAGGUUCUUCCCACGUGCAAUAAUCGUUUGUAUGUUUUGGUUGGGUUAGAUUUUUUUUUUCUUUGGAAAAUAGCAUAAUUUAUGUAAAAUAAAGAUAAAUAAAUUCAGAA